AUGAACCAACCUCGGCGUCAACGCGUCUCUCAGCUUGGUUCCCGUCGGACGCGUGUCACAAGCGGAAACCGAACAAGAUGUUACACGAGUGACGACGAAAACGACGCGUCGGCCUUGCUAUGCGGCAGUAUAGAAGACUUGGGCGAAGAUGCCAAAUUUCUGCUGCAGGCUGGCGACCAUGAAGACUGUCAGAUAAUCAUGUCGAGCGCAGCCAAGCUUACGGCAAUGGAGAGGAUGAUGUUGCCAUCAAGAGUCGUCAGCAGAAUCGUCAAGGCGGACAAUAGGCUGAGGGCAAAGAGACGAGCAGUAAAGAGACGGGAAGAGAAGAAGAAGCUCCUUGCCGAACUCAAUCGGAUAAUAGCUGCCCCCCGGGGGCACACCGUUACAUGCAGGCACAGGGACCAGCUCCGUGUGAGCAGUGAGGCUUUUAAAAAGGCCCUUGAAAGCCACAAAUCUCUGGUUGAGGAACACGACGAAAAUUUGGCAAUAAUACAACUACAAAAACAGCUCCUACAACUACAAGAACAGGAAGGCGAAAGCUUGGCAACAAUACAACUAGAACAACAACUCUUACAAUCUAAAUUACAGCUCAUACAACUACGAAGACGGCUCCUGGAAUGGUUAAUAGAAGAUGGUCUAAAUAUACUGGCGUGGAAUGCCUUACCAUCUAGAGAAUAUCGAGACGCUUGGCUGGCAAAACACUUUUCCUCCGAUGUUCCAGGCAAUGGACCAUCUCCCAUUUUGUGA
Molecule: messenger RNA, 747 nt
Organism: Trichoderma atroviride IMI 206040
Lineage: Eukaryota; Fungi; Ascomycota; Sordariomycetes; Hypocreales; Hypocreaceae
Source: RefSeq, a predicted model, not a curated record